AUGCAAUACCCACAACUCUGUCGCCUCCACCACGAGGAUGCACUCUGCCUUUUUGGCAAGCCCAGCAAGCGACAAAGGCAGGAACAGAGACGGAGAGCUCGGGCGGAAGUGCAGCAAUGGAGUCCAGCGGGGACCCAGCCCUCGAGGCAGGAGGGGGGGCAGCAGAACUGGCUGUUGGGGGAGGCCCAGAAGCCACAAGCAAGGGAGCAGCAAGUGCGGCCGGCGGGAGGGCAGCAGGAGCUGCCGGCGAGAGGGGAGCAGCAGCUGCUGGCGAGAGGGGAGCAGGAGCUGCCGGCAAGAGGGGAGCAGGAGCUGCCGGCGAGAGGGCAGCAAGAGCCGCAGGCAAGAGGGCGGCAGGCGCGGUCGGCAGGCGAGCAGCAGGUACUGCCAAAGGGAGAGCAGCAGGAGCGGCCGGCGGGAGGGCAGCUGGAGCUGCCGGCGGGGGGGCAGCAGGAGCUGCAGGCAGGAGGGCAGCGGGAGGUGCCAGCGGGAGGGCAGCAGGAGGUGCCAGCGGGAGGGCAGCAGGAGGUGCCAGCGGGAGGGCAGCAGGAGGCGCCGGCGAGAGGGCAGCAGGAGGUGCCGGCGAGAGGGCAGCAGGAGGUGCCGGCGAGAGGGCAGCAGGAGGUGCCGACGAGAGGGCAGCAGGAGCUGUCGGCUGGGGGGCAGCAAAUGGUAGAAGUGGAGAUGGCCGAGCUACAGCCAGAGGUGCAGCAGGACCACUCGGGGAACCGGGCCCGGCCACACGCAGGAGGGCAGCACGAGCCGCCUGGGGGAGACCAGCGUGAGCUGCCAAGGGAAGAGCAGCAGGAGCUGCCGGCAAGGGAGCAGCAAGCAAGGGAGCAGCAAGCGGUAGAAGUGGAGAUGGCCGAGCUACAGCCAGAGUCACAGCAGGACCAAUCGGGAAACCAGGCCUGGCCACAGGCAGGAGGGCAGCAGGGGCCGCCCGGGGGAGAGCAGCUUGAGCUGCCAAGGGAAGAGCAGCAGAAGCCGCCGGGGGUGGGGCAGCUGCCGGCAAGGGAGCAGCAAGCGGUGGAUGUGGAGAUGGCUGAGCUACUGCCAGAGGUGCAGCAGGACCAAUCAGGGAACCAGGUCCGGCUGCAGGCAAGAGGGCAGCAGGAGCUGCUGGGGGAGGAGCGGCAGGAGCUGCCAACAGGAGGGCAGCUGGGGCUGUCGGGGGGAGGGCAGCAAGAGCUGUCGGAGGGGGAGCGGCGGGAGCUGCCGGCGCGGGGGCAGCUGGAGGUCGCUAGUGCGGACUCUACAAGCCAAGCGAAGAGAACCCGGGCACGGAGCCGAGGCGAGAGACGACACGCCCGUAAGACGCAAGGCCGAACUGGAAGCGGAGCUGCCGCCCAGCAGGCGGAGGGGCAGCCGGGGGCAACCGAGACACCCCCGGGAGCUCCGCGGGUUGGGGGGCAGCCGAGGGUGCCCGGGGCACCCCAGGGAGUGCAGCAGGCAGGGGGGCAGCUGGGGGUGCCCGGGGCACCCCAGGGAGUGCAGCAGGCAGGAGGGCAGCCGAGGGUGCCCGGGGCACCCCAGGGAGCACAGCAGGCAGGAGGGCAGCCGGGGGUGCCCGGGGCACCCCAGGGAGUGCAGCAGGCAGGGGGGCAGCCGGGGGUGCCCGGGGCACCCCAGGGAGUGCAGCAUGCAGGGGGGCAGCCGGGGGUGCCCGGGGCACCCCAGGGAGUGCAGCAGGCAGGAGGGCAGCCGAGGGUGCCUGGGGCACCCCAGGGAGGAGUGCAGCAGGCAGGAGGGCAGCUGAGGGUGCCCGGGGCACCCCAGGGAGUGCAGCAGGUAGGAGGGCAACCGAGGAUGCCUGGAGCACCCCAGGGAGAGCAGCAGGCUGGGGGGCAGCCGGGGGUGACCGGAGCACCCCAGGGGGAGCAGCAGCUAGGGGGGCAGCCGGGGGUGACCCGAGCACCCCAGGGCGAGCAGCAGGCAGGGGAGCAGCCGGGGGUGACCGGAGCACCCCAGGGAGUGCAGCUGGCAGGAGGGCAGCCGAUGGUGUCUGGGGAACCCCAGGGAGUGCAGCAGGCAGGAGGGCAGGGAGUGCAGCAGGCAGGAGGGCAGGGAGUGCAGCAGGCAGGAGGGCAGCCGAGGGUGCCCAGAGCACCCCAGGGAGAGCAGCAGGCAGGGGGGCAGCCGGGGGUGACCGGGGCACCCCAGGGAGCGCAGCAGCCAGGGGGGCAGCCGAGGGUGCCCUGGGCACCCCAAGGAGCGCAGCAAGCAGGGGGGAGAUCGAUGGACGACCAGGAGCAACAGUUGGAGGAGUGGUGUCGACUUCUGGAGCUUGAUACCCCCAUGGCGACUGCGGAGGAGUCAGAGGCGGACAAAGAACCUCCCAUGCCGCCUUCCCCAUGCCCCCGCUUCCCGUGCGACACGUGUUUCCACACUUUCGCUAUGCGGGGGGCCGCUGCGAACCACAUGAGGGUAUGCCGAGCGGCUGAGGCGGAGAGGCGUGCACAGGCUCUCGGCUCGAUUCCGUCUCUAGUGGAGACGGACAUGCAGGAGCGAUCAACGCCGCGGGAAUUUGGGGACGAUGCGUGGGCUGGGGUUACGUCAUGGGAAUGGGAAACAUUUUUCAGUGUGGAGGCGGUUGGAGGGAGGACAGUUCGCCGGAUCCCACAGCGGGCCAGGUCGGGGGUCUUAGACGCGCUCUGUUGCAUCCUUAAGCGCUUGAAGAGCCAGCCGGGAGAUGAAGCCGCUACCCUCCUACUCUUGGCGUUUCCGCGCCUCAUCCUAGCCAUGCCUCCCAAGCCAGGCAUAGGUCAGAAGGCGCUGAUCACAGAGCGGUUGGGUGCGUUCUGGGAUGGGAGGUGGCGGGAGCUGUUCGACUCUGCCAUGGCGGCAGCGCGGCCAGCAGUUCGCCCACUUUCCUACACUCGCUCUGACCAUGACCCGGAUGCCAUCCGCCUGUCACGGUGCCGAUCUCGGUGCAAAGUGGGGGAGUGGAGCCGAGGAUUGGCCUGCCUUACAGCAGGGGAGUUGGCUCGACCGUCUGAGGUCAUGGUGCAGUCGCUGCGAGAGAAGCACCCAGCUAGCGCAGGCGAGGUACCACAGUGGGUCCGCGAUUUCACCAUCGAUACCGCUCAGCGGCCUUCACUCACGACCGACAUCCUGGCCAGAGCUAUCCAUACAGCCGCUCGAGCCUCAGCAGCAGGGCCAUCGGGGUGGGUCACAGAGCAUCUGCGCGACACCUUCCUUACUGAACCUACCUGCCUCUCCCACCUGUUGGAAGUUUUCAACCAAUGGGUGGCGGGACAGGUCCCCGAGCGGGCUCGGCCGUGGCUCGCCGCUUCCAACCUAGUCAGGCUUUCCAAGCCUAACGGCGACGUCCGGCCGGUGGCGAUCGGGGAGGUGCUUUCUCGUAUCCUUGCUCGAGCUCUCUGCAUCUCGCUCCGCCCUGCGAUGGUUUCCUACUUCCUGCCGUGCAACCAGCUGGGAGCGGGCACCAGGGUCGGAGCGGAGAUUCUCACUCAUUCUUUCCGGUCAGCGCUGGCCACUCACCCCGACUGGUGUGCGCUACUGAUAGAUGUCGCAAACGCCUUCAAUUCGUUUCACCGUCAUGUGAUGUUCGAUGGGCUGCAGGAGUCGCCUUUCUCAGGGAUGAUCCCAUUCUUGCGUGUCUUUUAUGGGACACCUAGCGACCUGUACCUCCGAGCGGGCCCUUUUGUACAGAUCCUCGAGUCAGCACGGGGAUCGAGGCAGGGGGACCCGCUCGGCCCUUUUCUUUUCGCGUUCACGCAGCAGCAGGUGAUGGAGCCGGUUACUAGGGAGUUCAAGGACCUGCUUUUCCUCAGCUAUGCAGACGAUACCUAUAUUUUGGGGCCAGCGGCUAGGAUUCUGGAGGCUUUUGGGGUGCGGCGGGAGCGGUUGGAGUGGGUAGGGCUGGAGGUGCAGGCGCACAAGUGCCGGUUUUGGGAGCGCGAGGGCAAGGAGGUGGAGCGGGCACUGCCAUUGGGGAUGCAGCGGGUGGAUGAGGGUCUUACUGUGGUGGGCGUGCCUAUUGGAGAGGAGGUUUGGGAGGUGGUCCGGCUACGGGAGCGGCUUCGACAGUUGCAGGCGCCACUGCCAUGGCUCCCCUUGCUCGACCACCCCCAGAUGGCUUCACACCUCCUCGCCAUUGCAGUUUCAGCGCGGCCGAUGUACCUCGCCCAGACUAUGCCGCCGCAUCUCACAUUCACUGCGGCUGAGUGGGGCAUUGCUGCUGCUAUACGGCUCGGCCUCCCAAUUCAGCAGCUGCAGGUGGUGGGGAGGUGUGUUUGUGGCACAGCGUAUGUUGACCCAGCAGACCCGCACCAUGCCCUGAGAUGCAGGCACCAGCAUGGUCCUUCUCGGGUGCAUGAUGAGGUGAAGUUUGCGGUGGCGAAGAUCUCUAAGGCGUCGGGGGGGGUGGUGACAUUGGAGGAUAGUGUGGUGCUGCAAGGGAAGCGGGUUGAUGUGGCGGUGCGACGUCCAAUGGCUGGAGAGGCUCACGCCCUAGAGAUCAGCGUCGCGGACCCGCUAUCGCUGUUUCCAUCAUUGCUGGGACAGUGCGAGCGUCAAAUAGGUGUGGCGGCAAGGGAAUGGGAGCGUCGCAAAACGAGUGAUUACGCACCUCUGCUUGCACGCAACCGGGGCGUGCAGUUCACCCCUUUGAUAGUUGAGACGUGGGGGUGUCUCGGCGGUCGUUUUCAGCGGUGGCUUCGUCAGCAGGGGGAUGCGCACGUGGGGCUAGCUGUGUCGCGGGGGGCUUGUCGAGAGGACGACUCUGUGUUUUCGGCUUAUCUUUUAGGGUCACUGAAGGCGCUCAUCGGGGUGGCGUUACAACGUGCGCAAGCCCGUGUCAUCCUGCUUUGA
Messenger RNA from Closterium sp. NIES-65, 4836 nucleotides. The record is from the annotation of a GenBank genome assembly. NCBI's taxonomy places the organism in Eukaryota, Viridiplantae, Streptophyta, Zygnematophyceae, Desmidiales, Closteriaceae.